AUGGCGGAUGCUCAACAGCAACGAGGAUAUUUCUCAUACAAAAUGGCGAUACACAACCUAGGCGUUGCCGGGUUGGCCCUCUGGGGCUUUAUUGCUUUCUCUGCUGCCAAGCCAUGCAGUUACCCCGAUUUGAUCAAGGCAACGGCAUAUGAGCUUGAAGCUGGAUUGGAUUCGGGUUGCUUCACGAGUGUGGAUCUUGUCAAUGCAUACAUCGAACGGAUCGCGGAAGUCAAUUCGACAUUGCACUCAGUCAUUCAACUGAAUCCGGAUGCUUUGGAGAUUGCCAAAGAACUUGAUGAUGGGAGAAAGAAGGGCAAGAAGAGCGGACCUCUCUAUGGCCUCCCCAUCAUGAUCAAGGAAAACACCGGCACCUACGAUAAGAUGCAAACGACCGCCGGCUCGUACGCCCUGCUCGACGCCAAACCCAGCGCCGACUCGACCAUGGCCGCCAAACUGCGCGAGGCGGGAAUGAUCAUCAUGGGCAAGACCGGGCUCUCGCAGUGGGCCAACUACCGGUCCGGUAACUCGUCCAACGGAUGGAGUGCGUAUGGAGGACAGGUCACCGCCGCCUUCGUUCCGAACCAGGACCCCAGCGGAUCGUCGAGUGGCAGUGGUGUGUCUUCGGAUAUGGGUCUUGCAUUUGCAUGCCUUGGAACUGAGACCAGUGGCAGUAUCACCAGUCCCAGUGAAAAGAAUGCUCUGGUAGGCAUCAAGCCCACCGUGGGACUGACCUCGCGGUAUCUCGUUAUCCCGAUCAGCGAACAUCAAGACACCAUUGGUCCUAUGGCGAGAACCGUCAAAGAUGCAGCUCUGGUGCUCAGCGCCAUCGCCGGCAAGGAUACUCACGACAACUACACCCUCGCUAGUCCUUUUGAGAAGGUUCCCGAUUAUGUCAAGUCCUGCAAGACGAAUGGCCUGAAGGGCAAACGCAUCGGAAUCCCAAGCAACGUCCUUGCCUUGCGAUACUCCGCCGCCCAAGCACCGUACUUCGGCGCCUUUGACGCCGCCGUGAAGGUCCUAGAGGAUAACGGGGCCACCAUCGUCUACAACGCCAAUUUCACGGCCUACAAGGACUACCUGCACAACAGCACCGGCUCCGUCCUGGAGGCGGACUUCAUCAGCAACCUCGCCACCUACCUAUCCGAGCUGGAAACCAAUCCGCAAAACGUACACACUGUCGCCGACGUCCGUAACUUCACACAGCAUUACCCUGCCGAAGCCUAUCCCAGCCGAAACACCGCAGUCUGGGACGCUGCGCUCAAGGCCGGCAUCAACAACACCUCUCCUGAAUUCUGGCCGUUGUACCAGCGAAAUCUCUACUACGGGGGCGAGGGCGGGGUCUUCGGUGCCAUCGAGAGACUUGACCUCGACGCCGUCGUCCUCCCCACCAACAUCGGGUACCCGAUCUCUGCACUCGUGGGCGGGCCGGUCAUCACCGUGCCGAUGGGCGCGUAUCCCGCGGGAACGCCGGUGCAGGACUCCGCUCCAUGGAAUCUAACAUCGGUCGCUCCCGGCGUGCCCAUGGGCUUGGGUUUCAUGGGACUCAAAUGGAGCGAGCAGACGCUCAUCGAGAUGGCAUAUGCCUAUGAGCAGAAGUCGUUAGUUAGGAACGGUCUGACGCACUAUAUUGAACCAACGACGCAGCUGGUAGAUGUCGUGGCGCUGCAGCUGUACACAGCAACCACCAUUGCUCGCAACAAGCUGCGCAUCCUGCUCGCAUUCUACUCAAUCCCCAAAGAUCAAAGGAUCCACACCGCACUCCUUAUAACGAGCAAGAUCAAGCCCGGAGCGAAGAGAGGAACGAUCUCAGCCAGAAAGUGGCACCUCAAGAACACCAUCCAGGUCAUCAACAAUGUCCCCACGAGGGCCUGGCGCCUGAUCGCUAAAGUCCACAACAUCAUCGAAGUAGAGAGACUCCUGAACUCUGCGCCCGUUUAUCAACCUGAGGACUGGGACCAGGAUAUGGCGUGCGUGUUCGACUCCAACAUCUGGGCAAAGGAAGCAAUGAAGGAGUUGAGAUGGGAGAAGAAUGAAAUUAUCAAGCCGACACUUCUUACCAAGGCGGAGGAUAGACUUCACAAGUACCUUGAGAGUCACUAA
Molecule: messenger RNA, 2100 nt
Organism: Penicillium canariense
Lineage: Eukaryota; Fungi; Ascomycota; Eurotiomycetes; Eurotiales; Aspergillaceae
Exons: 8
Coding region: 1-2100 (699 amino acids)
Source: RefSeq, a predicted model, not a curated record